Molecule: messenger RNA, 786 nt
Organism: Aphanomyces astaci
Lineage: Eukaryota; Oomycota; Saprolegniomycetes; Saprolegniales; Verrucalvaceae
Exons: 3
Coding region: 1-786 (261 amino acids)
Source: RefSeq, a predicted model, not a curated record
AUGCUCGGUCACUACUCCAAGAACAAUCUGCUCGCCUUGUUUUCCGGUGAGUACGAACAACCCAGUAGACGUGGCAAAGGUGGUAGACCUCCGCGUGUUGUCCAUGCGCAUGCUGAUCUGGCGUUGGUGCUGCACUUGUACACAGGCGCUGUCGAGCAGAAGUCACUACAAGAGCUGUUUGCGCUGACACCAAGCACGUGCGCCCGUAUUCUGCGGAAAGGAGAAGAAGCCUUGGUCCGUGCCCUGGCAGCUUGCCCAGAUGCUGUGAUCAAGUGGCCGUCGAAGGCCACGCAGGCAAGAUGGGCGGCUAUGAGCAACUUGCGGAGCCGCUUGUCCACGGGCGUGUUCGACACUGGUGUCCUCUGCUUAGGGCUCGACGGCACAUUGGUGUGGGGGAGACACAACUUCCCCGGCUCAUGGAACGAUGGUGAAAUGAGCCGGAGGUUGCAAAAGAUCCUCGCAGACCCGACGAAGACCGGUGUUGGUAUGAAGGUUGCGUCCGACUCUGCAUUUCCGGUCAGUGGCAGGUGUGCUGGCCGUAUUGUGACCCCGCUGAAGAAAUGGGACCUCGAACGGCAUCCUCCAGCGUGCCGACUUGGCCUGAAAGUGAUGAGUGACUGCAUUACGUUGUUGCGCCAAGCUGCGGUAUGGGGCAUGGGUGCUGUCAGCAAAGUGUACCGUCAACUGCUCCUGUCCCUGCCAUAUAACCCAUCACUCCGUACUAUGCGACUUGAGAGUAUGUUUAAGUUGUACAAUUUCCAGAUAAAAAAUGUCUUUGGAUUGUAA